This is a messenger RNA of Acyrthosiphon pisum (pea aphid), 1326 nucleotides long. RefSeq lists its product as uncharacterized. The transcript has 2 exons. Lineage: Eukaryota; Metazoa; Arthropoda; Insecta; Hemiptera; Aphididae. Gene Ontology annotation, molecular function: zinc ion binding; nucleic acid binding. The record is from RefSeq and is a predicted model, not a curated record. Bases 1 to 1326 code for a protein of 441 amino acids.
AUGGACCCAAUGGACAGAUUUUGUAUUCUAUCAUAUGAUGAAAUGCAGAUCAGUGAACAACUUGAUUUUGAUAAAAACGUUGGUAAGUUUGUUGGUUAUGCAACUUUGGGUAAUAAUUUGAAUAGUCUUAGAGAAAAAAAUGUAUGUGGUCAUGCUUCGAGGAUUGAAAAACAGUUGGAAACAAGUGGUAGCAUGUGUAUGGACGUCUCCACAACCGAGUUUGUUCUGCGUGCUUUAGAAGGAAGCAAGAGGAGCGUUAUCAUAGCAUACAACGAAUUAAAAAGUGAACUUAAGAAAAUCGCCAAAAAGGAAGAGGAAAACAAGGCGAACGGGGAGGCAUCCAACGUCGGCGGCAAAGAUUCACCCUUGGCCGACAACCUGGCCACGGAGUUCAGCUCGCUGAGAUCCGAGGUGGGUGAGCUCAGCAAAGCGGUUAGGCAACUUGUCGACAGGAAGCCGGAGGGGCAUACAGGCACUACGAAACGGACUCAGGGACGACAACAGCUGGCGGAGGACUCGGAGGAGGCAUUGGUCACCGCGGCCGCGUGGACUGAGGUAGUGAAGAAGAAGACGGCGAGAAAGAAAAACUUCCAAACGCAAGGGGAGCAAUCAAAUGAUGCGAAAGGCAGGGAGAACACGACUAAGGCCAACCCGCGAGUUCGCGCGCGCCCACAGGCAAUUAUUGUGGAUGUCAACUCAGCUGAUUUUCCGGCGCUAGCCACGAAGAUUCGUGGCGGCGUCAACCGCGAAGUAAUUGGUGAUAGCAUUACUGGCAUGAGGCAGGCGAAGUCAGGCGCCUUACUCAUCGAAGUCCGCGGCGACACAGCGCAGUUCGAGGCGGUGCGUGCAGAGAUCUCCCGCUCUGCGGGCUCCGAGGUGGAAGUGCGCAUGCUCCAGCAGAGAGUCAUGGUCGAAGUCAGGGACCUCGAUCAGUGGUCAACUGCUGAAGAGGUGGCUGAAGCCGCGGCCUCCGUCACCGGCGUUCCAUCGGAGCAACUCAAAGUCUUCGGUCUUCGGAAAAGAUACGGGGGCUCCCAGUCGGUGUUGGUAUCGCUACCGGUCGGACCGUCACGCGAGCUACUCAAUUCUGGGCGGCUCCGCGUUGGCAUGAUCAGCUGCCGAGUCAGGCUCGCUGACCAGAAGCAAAGAUGUUUCCGCUGUUUUUGUUCCGGCCACACAGCGAAGGAGUGUUCCGGCCCGGACAGAACGCAAUGCUGCAGACGCUGCGGUGAGUCAGGUCACAAGGUAGCUGCCUGCAACGCGUUGGAAUCCGCAGUUAGUGCUUUUGCCAGGUCCCUGGCGGUGGAAGCUCCAGCCCGGAAAUGA